Ochotona curzoniae (black-lipped pika) is the source of this 2157-nucleotide messenger RNA. It is a transcript of the gene PKIB, whose product is annotated as cAMP-dependent protein kinase inhibitor beta. The record is from RefSeq and is a predicted model, not a curated record. Lineage: Eukaryota; Metazoa; Chordata; Mammalia; Lagomorpha; Ochotonidae. Gene Ontology annotation, molecular function: cAMP-dependent protein kinase inhibitor activity. Gene Ontology annotation, biological process: negative regulation of cAMP-dependent protein kinase activity. The transcript has 4 exons. Bases 772 to 1008 code for a protein of 78 amino acids. Gene Ontology annotation, cellular component: nucleus; cytoplasm.
CAAUGAGGUAAAAGUUUGUAAUACUGUGCAGAUGAGGCUACUUAACCAGGAUACACAGUGCUAAUAUAAUACCUGAAUAUAGUACCUGCACUAUGCCCGUUGUGCUCGCACUUAGGUCCUGGACUUUAUUAAGGACACCCUGGCCAAAAUGAAAAGAAACAACUCUUUUGAGCUCCAGCAUGUGUAAUGGUAAUAUAUCUGUAUUAUUAUUCUUUCAGUUAAUUCCAAGAGUCCAGGUAACCAAGAACUCUGGGAGAGGGAUGACCUUCUUCAACAUUGUGGUAUGUGUAAAGGCGUAGAGGACAUGGAAAGCCACUCCUUUCUGCUGGUGGAGCUGCAGAAGGUCCAUGUUUGACUACAUCUUGUAGGGAGAUGAUCUCAGUAGCUGUGUUAAGUUCAAGUGCUGCUUCAGUGGUUAAGUCAUAAUGGUUAGUUGGAUACACAGUCACAGGCUCAUGAUCUGAAACACCCUGUUUCCAGAAGAGUCCACCAUGUAGUCUGUGACUGCUGCUCUAAUGGACCAUAGUGCUAGGUCAAGAUCGUUGCUUAUAUCAGAAGUUCAAGGGCGAAUUACAGCCAUCGUUGGUAGCACAGUGAUUCCAGGAGGCCUGAGCCCCUGAGCCUCAGGCCACCAUGGAUGCACUUGGAGGUAAGGAGAGUACAAGCAGCAACAGGAAGGCAAGCAGCAACACAGGAAAUCAGCAAGGUUACUCCCAUUACUUGAACAAAAAUCACAACCAGGAUGCAAUGCUUAAUUCUCUGUAGGAUGUUAUGAAGAUAGAUUCAUCCAGCAUGACUGACGUGGAGGCUGUGGUCAGCAGUUUUGCAAGUUCAGCGAGGGCAGGCCGCCGGAAUGCCUUGCCAGACAUCCAGAGCUCAGCCGCCACAGCCGGCGGACCGGAGCUGCCGGUGCAGCUGGCCGCCCUCUCUGUGAAGGAAGAUGUAAAGCAAAAAGAUGAAGAAACGACACCAGGCCAAUUGGAAAACUCCAAAAAAGAAGAAAAAUGAAGACUCAUAAUUUAUCAAGAAUACUGAAUGUACGCAGAGUAAAAGAUUUAAUGAUUGUUUUUUCCUGAGAUGUGCUGGUGGUAACUAUGGUAACGUUGAAGCCUUAGCAACAUGGGUGUACUGGAUAAUUUUGUUGCAAAGCUGCCUGCUUGGAUUCCAAUAACGAUGUCCAAUGUAGGCUGUUAGAAGAUAGGUUAACUGCCAAACUGCAUCCAAGAGAAAGGUUAAGAGUGAACGGUCACUUAAAUGUACAGCACUGUCUAUAUACUCAACAAAAUCAACUGUUGCUUUCUGGAGGUGUUUAGCUAGAUGCAUUUUUCACUCCAUUUACAUGGCUACAGCCAAACCAUUUCUUGAUUGAUGUGAAUCAAAUGCCACUAAUUUGAAAUUAUGUAGAAUUUGUAGGAGAUUAAGAUACGGUGAGAAUGAUAGAAUAGUGAAAAAUCACAUGGGUAGCAUGUGUUUGUUUUUAACCAUGCAUUUGAUUUUUCCUCUACUCUCUAAAAACAAUUUGAAAAAUUUGUAAUGUGGACAUCAUAAACACCUCUAGGAUGUUUUGUGUGAGAUAUUCUGCUUCUGGUAUGUGCAUACUGUGAUUUUUUUCAUGUGUAACCUUCAGAUGUAAAAUUUAUCAAAAAGUACUUAUAUUUUGCAUAUAAAUAAUUGAGUGAAUUUCACUAUCUUUAGCUUUGGGGUAUCUAUGUGUAUAUGUUUCACGUUAAUGUGAAUUACACAAAAUAUUUUACUUGUUGCUUUACAGUCUUAUUUUGGGAAAUUUGUGUGUGUGUAACUUGUUUUCAAGAUAAUUUCCUCAGGAAUGCAGACCUUAAUUUUGAUAUUUUUCCCAAAGUAGGUAAAAUAACUGUAAACAUAUUUAGUGAACGAGAAGAUAGAAAAAUAUCUGCUUUUACUAUAUAUUUAAGUAUAUAUUUUAAAAGAAACAAAAACAGAACCAAAGCUUUAGUACAUUGUGAUUUAUUAGAAAUUUUAGGAAAAUAAUUCUGAAUUUUUAAAAAAAUUUUGAAUAGUGAAUUUAUUUUCAUUUUCAGAGAUGUAUGCAUGAAGUUAUAUUUUAUUUAAUUGUUGAUUUAGGCCAGUCUGUAUAUAACAACCAAGUAAAGUCUUUCAUUAUUAAAGCCAUUUGUUACU